CGAAGUGGCGAAUGUAUUAGGCCAAUUACAAGUAACGCCUUGAGAAGCUCCAAGUUUCCAUACACAACCAGGCCUCCUCACAUAGACAUUCUUCAGAUCCGCACACUACACACGACCUAUGAUGACCAGUUCGAAUCCCCGAGAUCAACCUGUGCACGAUGAGGCAAAACUGCUGGAUCAGCAGUGGGAGCGUCAGCAGGUCAAGUCCUUCUCGGCCUGGGUCAACAGUCACCUCACAAAGGCUGGUAUGGCCGUCGAGGACCUAAGCGAAGACUUUAAAGACGGCAAAAAACUCAUCAAACUAGUCGAGCUCAUUAGUAAUGAGCAACUGGCCAAACCCGAGAAGGGCAAGAUGCGUCUGCAUCACAUCCAGAACCUAAACACGGCGCUCAAGGGCAUUGAGGCGAAGAAUGUGCGCCUGGUUGGUACCAGUGCCGAGGAGAUUGCGGACGGGAACAUGAAGAUCAUCCUGGGAAUGAUCUGGGUGUUGAUUCUGCGUUUCCAGAUUGCCGAUAUAUCCGUUGAGGAAAUGUCUGCAAAGGAGGGUCUCCUGCUGUGGUGCCAGCGCAAAACCGCCGGCUACGCAGGCUGCGACGUUAAGAACUUCCACACGUCGUGGCAAGACGGCAACGCAUUCUGUGCCCUUAUCCACAAACACCGGCCCGAUCUACUAACCUACGACGAGCUGCACGAGCAGAACCCGGAGACCCGCCUCAACACUGCCUUCAAGGUGGCCGAGCAGCACCUGGACAUUCCGCAGAUGCUGGACACAGCAGAUAUGAUCCAGGAAACACGCCCGGAUGAGCGCUCUGUGAUGACGUACGUCGCCAUGUACUACCACGCGUUUGCGGGCAUGGGCAAAACCGAGGAGGCAGCCAGACGACUGGAGACGGUGCUGUCCAUGAACAGAGAGUUCCAGGAGAUGAUCAAGGACUACGACACGCGGUCUUCAACGCUGAUGGAGUGGCUCAGCGCCAAGCAGGCAGCAUUUGAGCAGCCACAGCCGUUUGCGACGACCGACGCGCUGCAGGAAAAGAACACGGAAUUCGGCGAGUACAAGAAGAGCGAGCGCCCUCCCAAGAGCGAUGAGAAGGUGUCCCUGGAGGCACACUACAGCACGCUGCAGACCAAGCUGCGCCUCAACAACCGACCGCCCUACAACGCGGAGCAGGGCGUGUUGAUCUCAGAUAUUGAUACUGCGUGGAAGCAGCUUGAGCAGACCGAGAAGGACUAUGCCGUGUUCCUGGAGAACGAGAGCACGCGCCUGGAGAAGUUACAGAGACUGUCGCAGCGGUUUGAGGCCAAGGCCCGGUUCUUCGAGAAGUGGAUUCAGGGCAAGCAGGAGAUUGCCUCGUCCGACAAUGUGGGACAUGACUUGCCCUCAGUCCAGGCGCUGGUACGACAGCUCAAGGCCUUCCGUGGAGAUGUCAAGGCGCACCACGAACGCCCAAAGCAACUGGCGACGAUCGCCCAGCAGCUGCAGGAUGGGGGUUACGAAGACGCUGAGGGUGUACAGGCACGCGCGAACGAAAUUGCGGCGAGCUAUGAUAACCUUAACAACGCCGCAACGGCGCGGAAAACGGCGCUGGAGGAGAGCUUGGCCAAGCACGAGCAACUCGACGAGCAGUUGCUGGACUUUGCCACACGCGCGAGUAACAUUGUGUCGUGGUGUGAGGGCACGCAGGAGGAUCUCAUGGAGUCCCUGCACGUGCGCACCAUGCAGAUGUUUGAGAACGAGGUCAAGACCUUCGAGGCGACCAAGGCCGACAUUGACGCCCACGCCCAGGAACAACAGGAUGUGAUUGCCCUGGGUACCCAGUUGGAGGGAGAGUGUGUGGAGAACCCCUACACACAACACUCGGCACAGAGUGUGCAGGCACUGGCGGAUGAGAUCAGCGAAUUGGUCACACAGCGCGAUGCACAGUUUGUGGAGCAGAAAGCGCUCCAGGAGUCGCGCGAGAAGGUGUGCAAGGAGUAUGCGGAGUAUGCCAACCCGCUCGGAGAGCAGCUGGACGCCAAGAUUGCCGAGAUCCGCAGUACCGAACAUUCCGGUUCGCUCGAGGAGCAGCUGGCGGCUGAGAAGGAGACGCAGAGCGUCGUUGAGGAGUUCAACGCCAAGGCUGACGGCGCGCACGAGUUGGCGUCCAAGGUGUCUGCCGAAGGUAUCACCCAGAACCCCCACGCCCAGUACACCAGCGAUGAGAUUGCGGCGCGCAUUGAGCAGCUCAACGGCAUGUGUACCAAGAACAUCAACACGCUGGAAAACCAGAUCCUCAUGCGGGACCAAAGCGGGAUCUCCGAGGAGAAGAUGCAGGAGUACAAGGAGUCAUUCAAGUUCUUCGACAAGAAUCGCUCCGGUGUGCUGGACCGUCUGGAGUUCCGUUCGUGCCUGCUAUCCACCGGCUACGACUUGCCCGAUGUCAAGGGUAACGACGGUGCUGAUCCCGCAUUUGACCUGGUGAUGGCUGUCGUUGACCCUGAGGGAACCGGACAGGUGUCGUUCGAGGCGUUUGCUGACUUUGCUGCACGCGACAAGCAGGAUGCUACGUCCUCGGAUCAGUUCAAGGAGUCCUUCAAGAUUAUUGCCGGAGACAAGGAUUAUAUUACCGAGGAAGAGAUCCGAAGAGAUAUGUCACCAGCAACAGCCGACUAUAUUAUGUCCGUAAUAAAGCCUAAGGAGGGUGUUGAAGGAGGCUUGGACUACUUGGCGUUUACAGACGAGAUUUUCCAGUCGUAAACGUGUCGUUGCUAGAUAAGCCAAUUAUUUUACCGUAUUGUUUGGUGGUGGAUAUAAAGGAACGAGUACAAACAGAAUAGUAUUCUGGGUGUGCAUGUCCGUAUUUAAGUUGCAAUAAAGACCAUCUUAAAUUACUGC
This is a messenger RNA of Sphaeroforma arctica JP610, 2875 nucleotides long. RefSeq lists its product as hypothetical. The transcript has 5 exons. Gene Ontology annotation, biological process: actin cytoskeleton organization. NCBI's taxonomy places the organism in Eukaryota, Ichthyosporea, Ichthyophonida. The record is from RefSeq and is a predicted model, not a curated record. Gene Ontology annotation, cellular component: cell projection; cell junction; plasma membrane. Gene Ontology annotation, molecular function: calcium ion binding; actin filament binding. Bases 119 to 2737 code for a protein of 872 amino acids.